Thrips palmi is the source of this 1815-nucleotide messenger RNA. Its product is annotated as mitochondrial-processing peptidase subunit alpha. Gene Ontology annotation, molecular function: metal ion binding; metalloendopeptidase activity. Bases 134 to 1756 code for a protein of 540 amino acids. The record is from RefSeq and is a predicted model, not a curated record. The transcript has 11 exons. Lineage: Eukaryota; Metazoa; Arthropoda; Insecta; Thysanoptera; Thripidae. Gene Ontology annotation, cellular component: mitochondrion.
CAGGUUCUAGUUUGUUUCUUGUUCUUUUUUCCUUCAAGCGGCGUAUAACCUCUUUGCUUCUGCUGGAGAGGCAACUCAUGUGUUAUUUUUUUCAAUAUUAUAUUUUGUUGAAUCAUUACAUUCAAAUAUAGAAAUGGCCAGUAGAGUUGUUGGGUUCCAAAAGGUUGGGACCAGGUUUCUAGCUAAGCAAGCGAAACGACUCUCUUGGAAUAGUCGUCAUUUUGCAACUCAAACAGACCCACCUAAAGUACCUAUUGAUCGUUCAGAGUUGGGAUGCAAGCAGCCACCGUUGUCAGAACCAUUACCAGGCAUUCCUACGCCAAAUUAUGCCAAAGUAAAAGAGGAUAAUUCUCAAACUAGAUACACAGUACUUCCCAAUGGACUGCGAAUAGCAUCAGAAACUCGCUUUGGGCAGUUUUGUACAGUUGGAGUUGUUAUUGAUUCUGGCUCUAGGUAUGAAGUUGCAUAUCCAAGUGGAGUGUCACAUUUUUUGGAAAAGCUUGCAUUUAAUUCAACUUCUAUUUAUUCAGAUAGAAAUAGAAUAAUGGCAGAACUAGAAAACCAUGGGGGUAUCUUUGACUGUCAAUCUUCAAGGGAUACAUUUGUUUACGCCAUUUCUGCAGAUAGUAGAGGGCUUGAUGCCGUUACUAAUAUUUUAGCCGAAGUUGUUCUGCGACCUCAGAUUUCUGCGUCGGAGAUUGAUGUCACUCGUCAAGCAAUUCAAUUUGAACUGGAAACAUUAGGGAUGAGACCCGAACAAGAAACAUUGCUCAUGGAUAUGAUACAUGCUGCUGCAUACAGAGACAAUACCUUAGGUUUACCAAAGCUUUGUCCUGAGGCAAAUGUACAAAAGAUUGAUCAGAAACUUCUCUUCUCAUACCUUAAAAAUCACUACACUCCUUCAAGAAUGGUCAUUGCCGGAGUUGGUGUUGACCAUGAUCGUCUUGUAGAGAGCGUCCAAAAGUAUUUUGUGGAUGAAAAGGCAAUCUGGGAGAGUAACCGUGAUCUCGUUCUUCCCGGAUCAUCCAAAGUAGACGAGUCAUUUGCUCAGUGGACUGGUGGCUUGGUGCAGGAAGAAUGUGAAAUCCCACAAUUUGCGGGGCCUUCUGGUUUACCUGAACUAGCACACGUAGUGUUGGGACUUGAAAGUUGCUCUCAUCAAGAACCUGAUUUUAUUGCCGUCUGUGUCCUCAAUAUGAUGAUGGGUGGUGGAGGAUCAUUCAGUGCUGGGGGCCCAGGCAAAGGGAUGUACACGCGAUUGUAUACCAACGUACUGAAUAGGUAUCAUUGGAUGUACAAUGCCACAGCCUACAACCACGCAUACAUGGACUCUGGCUUAUUCUGUAUUCACGCGAGUGCACCUCCUACUCACGUCCGAGAGUUGGUAGAAGUUAUAACAAGAGAAAUGGUUGCCAUGGCUGGUUCUGUUGGAAGUUCAGAGCUUAGAAGAGCAAAGACCCAGUUACAAUCAAUGCUUCUUAUGAAUCUUGAGUCAAGACCAGUUGUAUUUGAAGAUCUGGCCCGCCAAGUUCUUUCUACUGGCGAGCGCAAGAGCACAAAGUACUUCAUUGAAGCCAUUGAGAAUAUCUCUGCUGAUGACAUCCAAAGAGUUGCUCAGCGCCUGCUUCGUUCUUCACCAGCAGUUGCUGCGAGAGGUGAUGUUGCCAAGAUUCCUCAACUUAGGGACGUCCAGACCGGUCUCAUGGACCCCCAGGGUCGUAUCCCGGGCGGUCGUCAUCGCAUGUCGCUUCGCUAGAACGUGUUCCAUUUACUGUUAACGAUUCGUCAUAAAAUAAAAUCUUACAAUGUUUGUUA